CAGCCCCCAGGGUGAAAAUAUUUUUAACAGUCAUAAACAUUCUUCUCAUCGAAGUUUCGAGGCGUUUGAUUACAAAAAAGUCUCGGAAGGAAACCAGCUCCGAUCGUCACAUUACGUACGUAAUUGGCUAAUUUAGGCGCUUGGUUUUCAUGAACAACUAGAUUGAAACUUUUCUACUGAGUCCGCUGCCAGUUUGCUGUUUAACAUGGUCACUUGUUUGAAAUUAUUAGCUGUGAGUCUUUGAUUCUGACUUGGACGAAAAGGUGAGUGAUUUUUUGCUCUGGUUUCGGUGCGUUGAGGAAACGGUGCAAGCGUUAUUACGCUAAAUGCGAGUGAAUGCUGACAAAACUUACAUGCUAUAAGAUAUAUUGUGAUGCAAAUCCCAAACUUCAGCCAUAAUCGCGUGAAAUCGACCCAGGUCUUAACAUCAUGUUGCGAAAACCAUCUCUUUUUCUGUCAAACGAAUUAGAAAUCAGAAAUAACUUUUGUCAUAGAAAGAAAUUAUUCUAACAUUAAAGGUUUCAGUAGCAUGUUUUUUAGCCUUUGUUGCGUGUCUUCUCUACACAGUUAGGGUGCUGUUUCCGAGCUCUGAUAUGCAGAAACAUAUUAGGCAACCAAAUGUGGAGUAGAAUUGUUCAAAUAGAGCACGUCUGUUCAAUUUUUAAUCCUCAAAUUGUGCAAUGAAUGGUCUUACAUCUUCCAAUCUUCAAACUAAAAUAUAUGACUUUAAAAGGGCAAAGUAUAUUCCAGAAAACCGCUAGCUUAUUUACGUAGUUUUUCCUUUUUAAAAUUCAAAGAGCAGUGAACCAUAUGCGGUUUAUUGUGAUAGUGAAAAUCAACUUGCACGUAUGUUAAUUUUUUUUUUUUACAAAUCAAGAGUGCCUAAAAAACUGAACUCAAGUUUUAUAUUUCAGUCAAAGGCGAUUAAAAUAGGAACAAACCUUGUUAUAAUUAAACCGUAUUUCAUGAUGAAAACAAAACAAUGACAAGAAUUCAGAAGAUUUAUUGAAGCACAACCAAACAUUCUUUCGCAAAAUGAAUUAGUAAUCACGACAGUAAAGUGUUAUUUAGUGCACUUGAAACAGUUCCUAAAAAAUUCCAAGCCACACACUCUUGAGAAAUAGUAUCAUAGAAGAGUUUGACUUAAAUGCCCUGGCCCAGUUGCUCAAAGGGCGGACAACACUAUCCACCGGAUCAAUCGCUAUGCAGCGGACAAGAGUUAACAAAACAUAUUGUGCUAUCCAACGGAUAGAGAUUUAUUCAGUGGAUAGCGUUAUCCAUCUUUCGAACAACCGGAGUCUGAUCACGAUGGUCUAUUUAAAAAAAGAAUGUGAACAAGACAAGACAAUUUUCAAGUAACUUCCGAUUCAAAAUUUGCGUGCACAUUUUAAAAGUUUAGUGACAAAAAAUUUCAGCGUAAAUCGAAAUAAUUACGCGACAAUUAGAUUAUGAAAUCGAAAUUGCAAUCGCUUGAUAGAUGAUUAGAACGAAUCCCGAGUCAAUUAUCAAGCAUAAAAAAUCGAAAGCAAAUGAUCUAAUUCUGUUAGUAAUUAUCUACACCGGUCCUUCAAAACUUGACUACAAGAUAUGCUUAUGCAUGUUUAUAUUUCAUUUUACUUCCAACCGCUACAUCCUAAGGCCACAUACCUUACUCCUCAGCAAUCUAUCACAGAAUAGCUAGCGACUAAGAUACCCGAUCAGAUUUCAGCGUUUAUGAUAGAUUGUGCUAUUUUUAUGAGGGCAUAUUCAAGAUCAUGUGUCCGGAGAUAAGUCCGAAAGCAUUCUUUUAAAGGUUUUGCACUAGACCUCAUUUCGAAAGUGAGGGUGUUUAGAACCCCGAAAGUGUUUGACCGAAACUCGGUUCGUUCUUGUUUCUUCCCGCUUCAUUCCCGGCGUAAUAUCUUGCUCUAGACUCAUCAAUAUGAUCUACUGACUAUACCGUCAUCAGCCGCAAAGAGCCACAGUACAGCGGCUGAGCUCCUAAAUUACUUGUCAUUUCUCCCCUCGAGCCGCUACACAUUCCCUUGUGAAUCAGUUACGAGAAUUUGGUGUUAGAUCAAGAUAACAACUUCUAGCUGAUAAGUUUGAAUAUUCUCAUUACCUGUUUGCUGGAUGUAGUAUGGUUAUCAUAAGGAGAAGUUACAAGUUAAUCACUUCCGGAAGAUUAAGGGAUAAACAAAUGUUGGCGUGAGCAAUGAUUAAUGAUCGGGAAAUUGCUAUCGCAAUGAUGACUGGAUGGGGUAGAGUCCUGCAUCAUCAUCGUUAUUAUCAUCAUCGUUAUUAUUAUUAUUAUUAUUAUUAUAAUUAUUAUCGAAAAUCAUCGAAAAAAUGAUCAAUUUUGGAUCAUUAAACCAAUGGACUGUUUCAAUCGCUGGGUGUAAGUUUUAUUAAGUCCAUAAAUUCUUUAGCUCUCUGCGAUGUCUAUUAUAAGGGAUAUGAUGGAAACGACUUCUUCAGUGACGAAAUUAACCUUAAUAGAAAACCUGAAGUGUUGCGACGCAACAAUCGACGAACGUGUCUCUUAACGUGUCACUGUGAUGCAUGGCUACAAAGUAUGAGGAACUUUUCACCAAGUUGCUAGAAUGCUAUUGCAUUCAACUCGAAAAGAACAUAGAACUUUCCAGACACUCACUGCUGUUUCAGUUUCAAUUUAAUUUUCUUCGAGCUGGCAAUAGCAACAACGCUUUGUUGAAGUAAAAGCUGCCUUUCUCGAACGUAAGUAUUUUUUAGCGACUGAAAGACAUCGAAAUUUGUUUAUCUUGGUUUGCUCUGUGGAGUUUGCUUUCUUUUUCAGUAUCCUCUAUUACUUUUCAAAGUUAUCCGCUGUACGAUUCCUAGGCUCAAGCAUGCGUUGAGUCUCGAAGAACUUAUAGCGUUAUCGAACUCAUCAAAACUCAUGCGACUUACCACGGACUUUAUUUUCUAUAAUAACAUUGUGAGUACAUCAUAGCUUUUGAUGUCGGAUCUGGCGAGCGUAACGAAAAAUUUCAUAUUUGUCAACCUUUGAUGAACCUCGAGAUUUCCAGAAUGUUGUCUUAGGGGGGUUGCGUUUCAUACACUACGACAGGUCAAUCCUUUACCUGCGAGAACUCUCGGACUUUUGGUCCAAUUUCUUAAAGUAGACCUUCCUAUGGUUAUCUUUGAGUAUCUUUGCUUUGAAGAGUUUACUAAAGUAUACCAGCAACACGAUUUUCCAUAACUAUUUUUACUCUACAAUUUCAGUAAAAUAUCUGCUUGAUAAAGCGUAGUAGGAUAAAGAAAACUGCGGUCAGUAAACGGUAAAAGAGAAGUCUCAUUUUCCUGAAUCCAAGGGCUUGAAGUAUUAAUAGAUUAUUAUCAUCUUUUCUAAGUUUCCAAUACUUGAUAAUCUUUAUCUUUUCAACGUGAUUUCGUUACUUUCUCAACUUUCAGAUUGUGUUUAGAUUCAUUGAACCAAAAAUAUCCUCACCACCUGAAGCCUCAAACAAGAAUGACAACGUUUACAUGGAUAAAGAUCGUUGCAGCGCUGUUUCAACUGAUUUCGUCGGCAGCAGGUAAAAAAUAGUUAACCAACGUUGGCGAUAACCACUUCGUAUAAUCCAUCAAUUAUAUUUGCCCCUCGAAGCUCAGAGUUUUUCUCGAGCGUCGCUCUCGGGAAAAUGUUCGCAUCUCGAAAACUGUACGCGGACAAAUAUCCGUGCAUAUUUUCCCUCCAAAUGGUCCGAAUGCUGUUGUUAUUAUAUCUGAAAAGCUUGAGCGUAACCCUGUUUCCUAGAGCCAUCUUUCUUCCUUCCCCGAGAAUGGACCCUGGUUGUGGCUAAUCAGGUCUUCUCAGAAUUCUGGAGAUUGCAACAAAGAAAAAUCGAGGGAGGGGCUCUCUUGAAGGAGGAAGAUAGAGGACUCUGGUCCUCAUUCCUUUCGCUAAACUCAUUGAAAAAUACAAAUGACGCGUAAUAAUAUUUUUCGAUGCUGUAAUUAUGGUUCAUUGUAUAAUGAAGACCUCAAUUCAACCUGGGUGGUACUGAAUAUUCAGCUAAUCAUUUGCUGGUGUGUAUUAAAGUACAUUUAUCCAUGUCAAAUUUAAGCGCAUUUGUUUGAUUGUAAACGUUCAGGUUCGUGUUCUGACACUCCCGUUGGUGUUCGCGAUGAACUGAAAGUGAUACCUGACGAUAGCAUGACUGCAGGCUCGGCGCUCACUGAUUUUCCAGCCGAAGAUGGCCGCCUGGCUGGAACUGGUGCCUGGUGUCCUCAGACAAAUGGUGAUGACCGUCUUUUAUAUCUACAAAUAAGCUUGGGUAAAAGCUACGUAAUAUGCGGCGUCGAAGUGCAGGGAAAGCCUAAUGCCUUAGAGUCUACAAACUUUAUGCUGAAGUCUUCAACAGACGGAUCAGCCUUUAAUGCCAUCGACUCAGGGAAGGUAAAUAAUUGACCUUUAAUUUUUAUCAACUUGUUUCGCUGGCGGGUUCAUUAAAUAAAUUUUAUAUAAACGAUUUGAAAAUAUCUAUACUUAUUGUCGAAAUUGGUUAGAAUUUAUUGCUUUAGACUCAGUCAAUUUCCACCUUAAGGUGGAACUCAAAAAAUUCUCAGUCUGCGAGUAUGUUAUUCCCAUCGACCAGAGAUCUUAUAAUUUGAUCCUGAUAUCAUUUAAUUAUAUACGUGAAAAACAUUUUUUUUAAGCACCGACGUUAUAGCUAGGCUUGCAUCACAUUUUAAUAGCCAGCAUCACUGUUCAGGUUUUUAAACCAACUGAAAAGUACUAUCAGACACCACAGCAUAGCAUUGUUAUCGUUGUCUUUACACAUUUUCUUUUUCAUCGUAGCUUUUGUUUUCAUAAAUUUUUUCUCUUUGAAGCUUUGCACUUUCCACAUAUCAAAUUUCGAAGGGGGAAUUUUUUUGGAAUCUUUCGAAGUGGUAAAGGUCACUAGAAAUUCGCUAAGAAUUCCUAGUCAAAAUGCAAGUUUGUUUUUCAUAAACUUUUUUCUUUGGUGUUGUCGUCCUGAUUAAUUACUUAAGGUCCCUUGCCGCUUUCAUUACGAUUUUUUCACUGCCUAGAGGCUGCAGUCGAUACCUUUUGCCUUUGUCGUUCUUGUAUUAACAGCUUACAGACUUGAAUUCUUCUAGGUCCUUCUAUUGGGUGUAUAUUUACGAUAGAUUUUUAUUAAUGAGCAUUCGGCGCUAAAACAAGACACGUAAAAUAGUUUCAAUUUUUUUUAAAGACUGAUUAGAGAAACAAUAACUUGAAUUUCCCGAAAUGCUUUUUUUUAAAAUGAAUUUUGAAAUAUGAAUGUUUUCGGUACCUCUCCAGACCUUUAAUGCCUCAUCAGCUGGUGGUGAUGUCGCUACAUUCCAUACCCUGACAACAAACGUGACUGCAACACAUCUGCGGUUUAUACCAGUUUCCAACCUUACAUGCCUAAGAGUGGAGAUUUAUGCUGUUCCAGGUAUGUUUCACAACAAUAUGAUAUGGAUGAUCAUGAAAGAUUGUAUUUGACAUAGCUAGUGAGGGACGAAAUGGUUCAUUCCAUUCCCUCCGCAAAUGAAGAUGAGCGUAAUACGAGCGUAACUCUAAGAAGAUUGUCAGGAGAAAAGGUUGUGUGAAUUUAAGUCCAACCUGAUGGGGGAACCAGCAUAGAUUGGUGUUGAGUGACGGUUUUCGUAAAAGGAGGACUGGUAAAGAAGGUUUAGGAAUUAUCUUAUUUCUCGCUACUCACUGAAAAAAUAGCAUGUUGUCGUGUCCGGGGUUUAUAUAACCCCGAUAUGCUGUUCAGUCAAGAACACGUGGAUGCCAUACUUACGGCUUCGAUGUUUUUAGGUUUUGUGGCUUAGCUAUUUGAUCAAGUGACAUAAAAUGAAAUCCAAGUUAACCCUGUAACUCCCAGAUCAAAUUUGUACUUCUCCUUACUGUCAACCAUACAAUUCUUAUAAUGUUAGUUCAGAGAAUUUAGUAUCGGAUCAACUAAUUAUCCCCAAUUAUUCUCAUCUUUUAUCUGGUUGAUAUUGUAGUGAUAUUUGUAAGGAAAAAUUUAGUCUUGGUCACUCAUGGGAGUUAAAGGGUUAACACAAAAACCAAUCAGAAGAACGAAGAAACCAAUGAGAAUUAAACGUAAUGACGUGCGGCACUGAAUGCGAGUAACAAACAAUUGAGUGUAUUUUUCCCUCUGAUUGUUCGAUGGGCUGCAAGGUGGAAUCGUGGAUCAUUAGUGAAUCAUAGCGGUCAAAUCAGACAGAAUCAUAAAUUUACGAGUUUAAAACCCUAAAACUUGGGAUCAUGAAUAACGAGAUAUAACUCAAACUGAAUUAUAAAUAUCGAUAAAAAAAAGUUGCUAAUGAAACAAGAACUGUUGGGUUUGAUAAAAGGGAAAGAAUGGCGAAUCUUGAAGAUCAAAUGAUUUUGUGUCCCCUCCCCUCCCCCCCCACCUUUUUUUAACUGGCCAGCAAUGAUGAUGUUUGUUAUAAUCGUUUUAUUGAUUCCUUUUAUCCCAGAGAAUGUUGCCGUCACUUGCCAAGCGUCCAAUAUCUUGGUAGCAAUUCAAAAAUCAUUAUUUACUGAUUCUGACGCUUCUUUCGCCGCGACUGACCUGGCUCUCAAUGACAGAACAUGCAAAGCUACGAAUGGUUCAACUACUUUCGACUUUGACAUUACCCUUGGGACAUGUAAUACUGAGCUCACUAUCUCAAAAGAUGAAGAAAGAUCAUUUUACCACAACAUGGUCUUUAAUACCGCAGAAAACGAAACCGAGUUUAACAUCAUUUGCUCAUACGUGCGAACGCCGACAACUGCUUCUAGUGAGUACACUUAACUGCCUUAUAGUUUUUCUUUGGAGCUUAUUGAGUAGGUUUUCUGUUUGUUUUGUUUUUCUACCAUUUAACGAUGACUAUUCCCAAGUCUUACGGCUCAGUUUUCGAAACAGCCCUCAGAUAUCCAUGAACGUUGUCACGCCCAAAUAGAGGCUUUUUACUGUAUGUGUUUUGCCUAUAAUUUCUGAGCAAACUCAUUGGAGACACUGCAUUAAGUGGGUAGACUUCAAGGCAUGAAAAACAUUAACAUGAUAGGAAUCUGACAUCAAAUCAUGAUCCAAACGUAUCAGACAGAGAAAAUCGGCUAAAGCUGUAAAAAAUCUGGAUUUGAUAAUCUCUUUGAUUGGAAAUUUCGCGCACUGGCCCAGGAAAGCUUGCGAUGGGCUAAAAGACAAAUAACCCCUCUCAAAUCGCCGUAAUAUCGACAAUAAUCAACUCAGCUUUAAAAUUGGCUCAACAUUUUUAAGUUCAACACGAGUCUUCUCGACUAAUCGUUUAUUUUUCAGUCCAUAUGUCAGUCCAGCAUUCCAAUGUAGUAAGCAAAGGGAGUAUCUGUUGAUUCUCAGUGUUAUCUGGUUCGACCUUAUGAACAAAUGACCACGUUCUUUCUUCUGUAACCACCACAAAACGUUUUCUCAUAUUGAAUUAAAUUUUAAACGAAGACUUUUAUUGUAAUUGAUCUAGGGUUUGAAAAUUGGGGAAUAUGUUCGGAUAUUUCCGAGAUUUAGCCGAGGUAUAUUUGGUCACGUGAUGUGUUUAGACCAAUCGCACGUGAGCAAAAAGUCUUGAUGAAUUAUAACAAAGAAUGGAUUGAUAGCAAGUUGCAUAGCCAAUCAGAUUGCAGUACUUGUGAUAGAAGGCUGAUGGUAGAUUUAUACUAAUCCGUAAUAGAUAGCAAGUUAUGUUACCAACUUACCAUUUUGUUGCUCGUGUAAACAAAGCAAAAAAAGAAACAAGAACUUGUCUCGUUUUAAAUUUUGAACGAACAGAAGAUCCAUGCCAGCUGAAACAAUUAGAUUGAUGGCUCUAGCACUCUAAUUGGUGACGGUUAUGACCACAGUCAGAAUUUGACCAGGCGAAAUCCUGAUACCAUGACAAAAUAUGAGACGCAAAUACCGAUAGAUUCAUCUUUUUUUUUCUUCUUUCAUCUCUUUGAUUUUUUCCAAAAGAAGGUCAUUAUGCCCAAUGGUCUAUUUAAGAGCCCGCGCGAUAGGUGCGGAUACGCCGAGAAUAAGGACAUUGGUGUGACGCAUAAGCUGCCUUAUUGCCUUAUCAAACGUGACGUUUACAUGCACUUCCCAGUUAAGUUCUCAAACGGGGCUCCUGAUAAAAAAUUGCUUUCGUAAAUUUUGUCAUAGUUUUGAUAAAGUAAUGAGAACAAUAAACUUUUUCUGAUUUAUCUGUAAUCUGAAUAUCUUGUUGUUUGACAGGCAGUGGUGCUCUGACGUUUACUAUGAAUAUCUACCAGGAUGAAAAUCAUCAAAACCUUGUUACAAAUGAGGUGAUCGAUUUGGGACAGAAAUUAUAUUUCAAAAUCGAAGUUCAAACCACAAGCAGUGACAUUGAAUUACAUCUUACCCAGUGCAAGGCUACAUCCACAGAUAACGUAAACGAUGCUAACAACUAUACAUUUAUCCAAAGCGGGUAAGAUUGUAAACAAGGAAGAAAAAAUGAAUACUAAUCGAAGUUAAGUAAUCGAAACUGAGGAAAACGACUUUUUGCAAAUUUCAUGAUAUCAUUUUGUGCUUGUGCUAAGCUCUUGUGCCAAUCGAAAUUAGGUUGGUUUAGCAACUUCCAUAGUCAGAGGAUUCUAGCAGUGGCACGAUAAAGUUUACCUGAUCCCCCCAUAAGGCUCUGUGAUAUUCAGAGACUUCCUUCAUUGACAGUUAAUUGUCAGUCAAUCUUUUUUCAUAUUUCCCUUCUUUAUACUCAGUUGGUGACGACUAAUCCCCACUCCGUUCACCCAGAAAACCAUAAGAUCCCCCGCCAAAAAUCCUCCGACCUAGUCCCCCCCUCCUCAUUUUAUAUAUAGGGACUGGUCCCUAAACUAAACACGGCUUGAUUAUUCACACGUAGGUCAAGAUUCAAGAUGGCGGCCUGAGACCUCGCAUUUCUAGCUCAUUUGAAGACAGUUUUUAAAAGUUUUUAAAAGUUCGUGUAGUUGUACCUCAGAUGUAGUAAGAACAUAUUUAACUAUGGUUUUUAUGGUGUAGAAAAAAAUCGAAUGAUUUCUGAUCCGUACUUAUUCAAUUUCUUGUGCUUCGGAUAGUUUGAUAAAGCGACUCGUUUAAAAUAUGUUCGAACAUAAACUACACCUAUUUCUUUUUUCCAGUUGCCAUGUUCAAAGUGAUCAGUUUGUGACGGAUUAUAAUUGCUCAGCAACUCCUACCAACUCUCAAACGUUUACCUUAUCCGCGUUCCGCUUUGCUGGUAGAAGUGCUGGUGACCGGGUUUAUUUCCACUGUAAUGCAUUGGCAUGCUUAAUAAGCAAUACUGCAUCCACUUGUGCUACGCAAUGUGGUGCUUGCACAAGCAAACGGAAGAGAAGGAACUUGGAAGAGCAAGAUCCAAAUGAGGUGCACUUAGUUCUCGGACCAUUUACUAUCGUUGAAGAAAGCGAUACCACCAAGCCUAAUAAAGCCGAUGAAAAUGAUGGAGUAGAAGGUUUGUAAACCUUUAGCUCAAACGAGGAAUAAAGAAAGAUGGAUGUUUCUUUAUUCGGCGAUAGAGCUAAAUUUAGAACUAUGAUAAUGUAAGCUGAGUACAUUUUCCUGUUCAGACCGACCAGACCCUUAAUAAUGAAAAAAAAAACAUGUUGAUAGACGUGACCCAAAAUUAGCAUGCUUGGUAUUCUUUUCCAUAUGCUCAAAUUUCUAAAAAGGGCAGGAAUAUUAUGAUUACAGGUAAAAUCAUUUCCAAGCCAUCAUGAUCUACUUAUGUUCAGUUAAAAACUCUCGGAAUCCCCGUUUCUCUUUUAGCCGGUCUUCUAUAUCACCGUAUCCACUGCUGUUACACCUCGCCCGGAAUUCUUUUAAGUGAUACACAAACGGUUGGAGACUCGGUGUAUCACUUUUCAACUUGUCUUAAUCCUGCAAUCCUUGGCAAAUUUGCUAUUUCACGUGAUUCUUCUCAUUUCCCUGCUUGAGAUUGAGAUCAUGACAUGCACACAGUCGUUCUUGUGCUAUUUCCCAUGUCACCACGCGCAUCAUGGCUCGUCCAAGUCAGAAAACCUUAAGACGAGGCCACGUCAAAUGUUCUGUCUCUGAACUGGACUAACGGAGUAAACUUAUUUAUUAUUUUUUCAGAUUCAAACACAAUCCAAAAAGACAGCGAAAACUUUCCCACGACCAAGGUGGUCAUCGUGUGUGUGGGUGCCAUUGUUGUCUUAGCGAUAAUAGUAGGCUUGGUGGUAAUGAUGAGGUUCUCUAAAAGUGCUCGUGGGCCCGCUGUGAAAAAUGUCACCGCUGACCUAUCUCAGGUUAAUGCAGCCUUCGACGAUACAGAAGUCAAAACGUUGAGUGUCAAGUCAAUAUAAAGUUGAUGAAGUUCUAUGUGGAAUUAUUACUCGUAUGAAUAUGAAAAGACGAGGGAUCUCUUAUUUAUCGGUUAAAUAUUUAACCGAUGCAUUACAUUUUCUCCCCUCGUUUUUUGAAAGACGAGGGGAGAACUGUUUAGAACGCGAUUAAGUUGAACUACUGUUGAUGUAAAAUUUUGACUUUGUUUUAUCUCUUUUCUCAGAGUUUAGUGGUUUAUAUUUUGAUACCUUUAAUUUUGCCGAGCACCAAGAUGAAGCUCCUUACAGACCUCAUCCCCAUUACACACUUUAUAUGAAAGAAAUCAAAAGCUGGCUUAACUAUAAUCAUGGUCUAAUGCUAGUGUCCUCUAGAACAACCAACCACAGCGGUCAAACGUCUGCGGAUGUGCGAAUGUUGUUAUGACUAGGUGGCGUGCUUUCCAGCCGUCAGAAUUAAGUUUUCUCACACGAGUUACGCACAAGAAUGCAAGCCAGUAAGUCACGGAGUUUGAAAACCGUAUUAUUAUUAUUUUUUAAACUGAAAAUAGGGUAUUAAAUUAACAAGAUACCCGUGCAUGAAUAAGCUAUGUGUUCAAAAAGUCAGAAGUUUUCCCUUUUCCUUCUUUUGUUUCUUUUUACAGAUUUCCAUGAACGCUUCAAUUUUGUGCGUAAUAAUUGAAACUCCGUAAGCUACAGAAGUCAUGUUCCACGAGUGUUCGACACUAUCAUAUGUGUAGUAACGAUGUUGAGUCAGACUAAGAUGUUGUCGUAAGAGCACAUGCAUCUAGUGAAUCACAUUUUUAUCCUCUCUGAGAUGUAAACCUAAUCACUUUGUUACUUAAUGAAUGAAAUAUUUCUCAAAAAGGAAAGUUUCGAAUGUCGUAAGCCAGUUUCGUUAAUUCCUUCGCGCAUGCCUGACACUUGACCGCUGUGUUGGAACAACCGGGCCCAAGGGUCACAUUUUGCCUACCUCAGUUAAUCUUGGAAUGUUUUUGGUUGUUUUUUGACAAGUGGAUUAACUAAUUUUUGUGUUGAAAGCUUUCCUUUUCUUACCUUUUCGAGAGAAAACGAUUUCACUGUCUUGAGGUUGCAAAAUAUAAUUCAUUUUUGGGAUUUGAUGGUAAAAAAGAACAAAAUUAUGGCUUUUUAUCUAUGAUUUAAGUAGACAUUUUUAGAGAAUAUAUUGAUAUUUUUAAUUAUUCGCUUAUUAUCAGAACAAGAAAAUUGGCCUGUACGUAGAGAUAACACGUAACCGAGGCUUACGGAUACGUUUGAAGAAAACGAAGGCUGUGAAAUCACUAGUUAAUGAGAGUUGAUUGUGGAAGGCCUGCUGUGUUUAAAAAAAAAAAAAAAAGUUGUGGAAUUUUCAUUCAUAUUAUGUAUUAACCUUGCCACAGCUUGUAAUUAUCACAAUUUAUGCUGUUCAUUCUAUCAAAAAAGCAAUACAAUUUGAAGAAGAAUAACAAGUUUUAUUUUAUUUCACCUCAACAAGUUAUCUUGUUUCACUGCACUUUUCUUAAAUCCUUGAUAUUUAUAGUCUGCACUCGAGCCAUUUGCCUCUCACAAGCCGAAAGAGCUUUUCAAUGGCCUCGAUACCAUGAGGCAGUUGGGAGUACUUCUUCUCCCCUCUAAUGGUCAUUAGUCCGUAACCAGUUAACUCUCUCCCUCCUUCCCCCCCCCCAGGUUCCCUUAACAAUUCGCCGCUAAAAUUUUACAGUCCUGGGUGGAGAGAGGCACUGUGAGAACCAAAUAUCUUGCCAAAGAACACACAUUUAAGCCUGGACCUUUUUAACCAUCGUCCAACCACCCCCCCCCCACCCCCACCCCACCCCCCCCCCCCCCACCCCCACCCCACCCCCACCACUAGUAUAUGGAGUGUCUUUAGUUUUUGUUUGUUUGCGUGUUUUAUUUGUUUUUUUUUUUUUUCAACCAUGUCCUCAGAGCAGGAUUGGCGAUCUCUCUUUAAAUUUACCUUGAGUCUCGAAGUAGCAACUCUUAUAAGUAACUCUUAAUAUUUUAUCUUGAUCAAGUUUACAUGAUAGGUGGGGUGACCCGCCUAAGCGGGUUGCCCGGUCUGCUUGGUAGGGUAACCCUGUCAGCCUGGGUGACAACUUGCCAUGUAAACGUCUCAAGGUAGGGUAACAUGCCUAGCCGGGAUGGCUUCAAUGUUACAAAAAGCUCAAAUGAGCCAAACAAGAGCGAAACACACCUGUGUUACAACUUUUUACACUUCCUAACCGUCCCAUGCAGAGCUGAAACGUUAAAACACCAUUCUUACGUCCUCUUGGCAAUGAAACCUCGAUAGCGAUUUAGUCACGUGUUUACUUUAAACUCAACACUACAUUCACAUGUUAUGCCCAAGUGAAGACGUUUUACCGUCGGAAACAGGUAACGCAUUGAGCUAUUGGCGAAAAACUUAGAGGAAAAUAAAUUACGUUUUUACGGUAACCACACGUCGCCGUAAUUACAAGUGCGAUUACAACCUCGAGAAACGUCAGCCUGGCAUCUCGGGGUUGUAAGAUUGUAUGUAAACGCGGGCUAUUUUUCGACCACGGCUAGGCGGGUUGCCUCACCCACCCGAGGUCCCCCACAUCCAUGUAAAAAGGCUCUAAGAAGUCUGCUGAAAGCUCCACAGACCAUUUCAUCGUCUUGAUCAAAUUUUCCCUAAGGGUACUACGCACUACGCAUCAUCUAAUUGCCAAUGGCCAAUGAUUGCGUUCGGCACUUAAAAGACCCUUAAAAAAGUCUUGAGAGUUAUGAGUAUUAUUUCGCGGUCAGGGGUCUUCCAAAUAUUAAUUAAAGGCAAACAUCACGAACUAUGCGGGCGAUAAAAACAGUACUCUCCAGAAAGAAUUUGAAAAAUACAAACUUCUUUAUUAAAUUACCAUUUCAAAUUGCAGAGUUUGAAAAAGCAAUUUCUUGAAAUAAGGCUUAGAAGGCAAUUAUUUUGAAACGUGCUAAAACCCGCCCUGUCAGACGAAACUGAUCGAAGAGACAAUCUGUCUCAAGUAUUUGUUUUGUUUUGUUUUGUUUUUUUGUUGUUUUGUUUUGUUUUGCUUUUUCUCACGCUGUUACGUCAGUGGAUUCUCUUUUAAUUUCUGGGAAAAUAUUUUCAGAUUUGCUGUUUAUGAGUUCUGAGAGAAUAUUCACUUAAACUUAAAAGGGACUUGUAGAAUGCAUUUUAUUUGUUUUUAUAAAUAGUAAACUUAUGAAAUGAAAAACUUAUGAAAAGUAUGAAGUCUGUAAUUAAACCAGGGCAAGUUGGAAUUCCAUCUGGUGUUGUGUCCAAUGUUAUGCCUAGUCAACCGUAAGGAAAUCACGCUCUUACUUUCGUGUUCGCAACCGCACCCGGAUGAGGUAAGUAAAAUUAUUAGUCAAACUCGUGGAAGCUCUGACAACGAUCUACUAAUCAAAAAACAUAGAAAGUCGAAGCCAAAGUGAAGCGGUAAACCACAACACAUCUGAAAGCCAAGGUCGACAAAAGGGCAGAGAAGUAUUUCAUUGCUAAAAAACUACUUGAAGAGUACAAUUUUGAUGUAUGAUCCUGAAAUAGCACCUUAAACCUCAGACCUUAUGCUCACACUAUCAAGUUGGUUUUAAGAACGACUUCACGUCAUUUCUUAGAGCACUCUCGGCCUAAAUUGAGGUAUUGGUUUUCGGACACAAUUUUAUUAAUUAAAAAGGUAGAACCACCUCGAAUAUUCCAUAUCCCUUUGCAAUUAAUGCAUCAUCAACCAUAUAGAAUCGUAGAAAUUAGCACAAAUGAUUGUUCUUAUACUUGAUUCUGUUUGUUGUUGACAUUUUAACGACACUCAAAAAGCUGCUUUAUUUCUUAGCAGGUCUAUCAAAUUGACUUCGCUCAAUCCCAAUUUCCCAUUUUCAUAUAUUCCUCUAACUUAGGACAAUUUCUUUAAUUUGACUUUCGGUCAAGAAAAAAACGUAAAAGGAAAAACACAAUCAAGCACCCAAAUAUGCACUGGAGGUUCGAGAGGUUACCCCGCAGGCACGAAACCGCUAUUUUCUAAUUAUUAAUACAUAACUGAAAUUUCCUAGAAAGAUAGAGGUUUUGCGCCAGUUUGGACAGGUUACUUAACUUGUAUACCAGAAGAAAAAAAAAAGCAAGAUAAUUUAGUAAAGAAAGAAAGAGGGGGAUAAAGAGAGGAAGAAGGAAACAUCUCAUAACAACCAGGUUUAGAGUAUUCAUAUUUUCUAGGCAGCAUUAGUUAAAGAACUAAUGAGUAUUGAAUAAGUUAACAUAGUUGUAACAAAUUAAUCCUUCUAUUCGAAGUAAAGGCCGGCCUUUAAUUUGUUCGUUUGUCUCUUGUAGACUCUUCACGCGAAAGAACUUGUCGCUAAAUAUGUUCCCUUUUGUGCACUGACGGUUAAAACCGAUUUUGAAAUAAAGAGAGACUUAUCGCACGAUGUCUUCUUGAUAUGAUUAUUAAAUUUAACGCAAUGGUUCGAGCAGAAUUAUUUCUCCCAUCUAUGCGAGAAAUAAGGGAAAAAAAACCAUGUUGAUAGACGUGACCCAAAAUUAGCAUGCUUGUUAUUCUUUUCCAUAUGCUCAAAUUUCUAAAAAAGGGCAGGAAUAUUAUGAUUACAGGUAAAAUAAUUUCCAAGCCAUCAUGAUCUACUUAUGUUCAGUUAAAACCUCUCGGAAUCCCUGUGUCUCUUUUAGCCGGUUUUCUAUCUCACCGUAUCCACUGUUUACACUUCGCCGGAAAUUCUUUUAAGCGAUACACAAACGGUUGGAGACUCGGUGUAUCACUUUUCAACUUGUCUUAACCCUGCAAUCCUCUGGCAAAUUUGCUAUUUCACGUGAUUCUUCUCAUUUUCCUGCUUGAGAUUGAGAUCAUGACAUGCACACAGUCGUUCUUGUGCUAUUUCCCAUGUCACCACGCGCACCAUGGCUCGUCCAAGACAGAAAACCUUAAGACAAGGCCUCGUCAAAUGUUCUAUGUCUCUGAACUGGACUAACGCUUGGUAGGGUAACCCUAUCAGCCUGGUUGACAACUUGCCAUGUAAACGUCUCAAGGUAGGGUAACAUGCCUAGCCGGGAUGGCUUCAAUGUUACAAAAAGCUCAAAUGAGCCAAACAAGAGCGAAACACACCUGUGUUACAACUUUUUACACUUCCUAACCGUCCCAUACAGAGCUGAAACGGUAAAACACCAUUCUUACGUCCUCUUGGCAAUGAAACCUCGAUAGCGAUUUAGUCACGUGUUUACUUUAAACUCAACACUACAUUCACAUGUUAUACCCAAAUGAAGACGUUUUACCGUCGAAAACAGGUAACGCAUUGAGCUAUUGGCAAAAAACUUAGAGGAAAAUAAAUUACGUUUUUACGGUAACCACACGUCGCCAUAAUUACAAGUGCGAUUACAACCUCGAGAAACGUUAGCCCGGCAUCUCGGGGUUUUAAGAUUGUAUGUAAACGCGGGCUAUUUUUCGACCACGGCUAGGCGGGUUGCCUCACCUGCCUGGGGUCCCCCACAUCCACGUAAAAAGGCUCUAAAAAGUCUGCUGAAAGUUCCACAGACCAUUUUAUCGUCUUAAUCAAAUUUUGCCACAGGGUACUACGCACUACACCAGGGGUCAACUUAAGUUCGAAAUUUUCAUAUGCAUCAUCUGAUUGCCGAUGGCCAAUGAUAGCGUUUGGCACUUAAAAAACCCUUGAAAAAGUCUAGAGAGUUAUGAGUAUUAUUUCGCGGUCAGUCUUCCAAAUAUCAAUUAAAGGCAAACAUCACGAACUAUGUGGGCGGUAAAAACAGUACUCACCAGAAAGAAUUUAAAAAAUCCAAACCUCUUUAUCAAAUUACCAUUUCAAAUUGCAGAGUUUGAAAAAGUAAUUUCUUGAAAUAAGGCUUACAAGGCAAUUAUUUUGAAACUACGUGCCACAACACGCCCUGUCAGACGAAAUUGAUCGAAGAGACAAUCUGUCUCAAGUAUUUUUGUUUUUUUAAUUUGUUUUGUUUUGUUUAUCUUUGUUUUGUUUUGCUUUGUUUUUUCUCACGCUGUUGCAUCAGUGGAUUCUUUUUUAUUCCUGGUACAAUAUUUUCAGAUUUUCUGUUUAUGAGUUCUGGGAGAAUAUUCACUUAAAGUUAGAAGGGACUUGUAGAAUGCAUUUUAUUUGUUUUAAUAAAUAGCAAACUUAUUCUGAAAUACUUUCUACAUGAUAAACAGCGACAAUAAAUCCAACGGUCCGAUUGACACUAUUGAGGCUGAGUAUCACAAAGGAGCUGAUGGAGCGUUUUAACGAAACAACAAAAUUACUCUAACUUAAAUCGCGACAAGGGUAUCAAGUGCUCGUUGCUUCUAAACGAACCUGGCCACUAAGAUCACAAGAUUUGAUCUUUGCACUAAAGGAGGUUCCAAAUUUGAUUUCAGCUAAAUCUUUUUUUUCAGCUGAAUGGUCGAGGUCACGAUUGUGCCUUGAGUUGGUAUAGAACGUUAUUGUGUCGGCACAAUAAUAUAUGUAAGGUGCUGUAAUUUAGAUGUUGCACCAGAUAACUCGCUCUACAUUACAAUACAAUCAGCCAAUUAACAAAAGCAAAUGCCUAAUACACUUGAAGGACAACCUGAAGAGGGAAUGCUCUAGACAUAAUAACUUUGUUCAUUUUUUCAGAAUAUUAAACCUGUAAUUAAACCAGGGAAAGCUAGGGCAAGUUCGAAUUCCUUCUGGUGUUCUGUCCAAUGUUAUGCCUAGUUAGCCGUUCGGAAAUCUCGCUUUUAUUUUAGUGUUGGUAACUGCAUCUGGAAGAGGCAAGCAGAACUAUAAAUCAAACUCGUGGAAGCCCUGACAAUGAUCUACUAAUAAAAAAACACAUAGAAAGUUGAAGCCUAAGUGAAGCAGUAAAAAAUCUGAAAGCCAAAGUUGACAAAAGGGCAGAGAGAUAUUUCAUUGCUAAACAAACUACUUGAGGAGUAGAAUUUUGAUGUAUAAUCCUGAAAUGGCACCUUAAACCUCAGACCUUAUGCUCACACUAUCAAGUUGGUUGUAAGAAUGACUUUACGCUAUUUCGUAGAGCAUUCUCGGCCUAAAUUGAGGUAUUGGUUUUCGGACACUAUUUUUAUGAUUUAAAAAGGUAGAACCACCUCGAAUAUUCCAUAUCCCUUUGCAAUUAAUGCAUCAUCAACCAUAUAGAAUCGUAGAAAUUAGCACAAAUGAUUGUUCUUAUACUUGAUUCUGUUUGUUGUUGACAUUUUAACAACACUCAAAAAGCUGCCUUAUUCCCUAGCAGGUCUAUCAAAUUGACUUCGCUCAAUUCUGUUUCUCAUUUUCAUAUAUUCUUCUAACUUAGGACAAUUGUCUUUAAUCUGACUUUCGGUCAAGAAAAAACGUAAAAGGAAAAACACAAACAAGCACCCAAGUAUGCACUGGGGUUUUGAGAGGUCACUCCGCAGGCACGAAACCGCUAUUUUCUAAUUAUUAAUACAUAACUGAAAUUUCUUAGCAAGGGAGGAGUUUUGAGCCAGUUUGGACAGGUUACUUAACUUGCAUACCAUAAGAAAAAAAAGCGAGAUAAUUUAGUAAAGAAAGAAAGGGAGAAAGAGAGGAAGAAGGAAAUAUCUCAUAACAACCAGGUUUAUAGUAUUCAUAUUUUCUAGACAGCAUUAGUUGAAGAACUAAUGAGUACCGAAUAAGUUAACAUAGUUGUAACAAAUUAACCCUUCUAUUCGAAGUAAAGGCCGGCCUUUAAUUUGUUCGUUUGCCUCUUGAAGACUCUUCACGCGAAAGAACUUGUCGCUAAAUAUGUUCCCUUUUGUGCACUGACGGUUAAAACCGAUUUUGAAAUAAAGAGGGACUUAUCGCACGAUGUCUUCUUGAUAUGAGUAUUUACGCAAUGGUUCGAGCAGAAUUAUUUCUCCCAUCUAUGCGAGAAAUAAGGGGGAAAAAAACCAUGUUGAUAGACGUGGCCCAAAAUUAGCAUGCUUGCUAUUCUUUUCCAUAUGCUCAAAUUUCUAAAAAAGGGCAGGAAUAUUAUGAUUACAGGUAAAAUAAUUUCCAAGCCAUCAUGAUCUACUUAUGUUCAGUUAAAACCUCUCGGAAUCCCUGUGUCUCUUUUAGCCGGUUUUCUAUCUCACCGUAUCCACUGUUGUUACACUUCGCCGGAAAUUCUUUUAAGCGAUACACAAACGGUUGGAGACUUGGUGUAUCACUUUUCAACUUGUCUUAACCCUGCAAUCCUCUGGCAAAUUUGCUAUUUCACGUGAUUCUUCUCAUUUUCCUGCUUGAGAUUGAGAUCAUGACAUGCACACAGUCGUUCUUGUGCUAUUUCCCAUGUCACCACGCGCACCAUGGCUCGUCCAAGACAGAAAAACUUAAGACGAGGCCACGUCAAAUGUUCUAUGUCUCUGAACUGGACUAACGGAGUAAACUUAUUUAUUAUUAUUUCAGAUUCAGACACAAUCCAAAAAGACAGCGAAAAACUUUCCCACGACCAAGGUGGUCAUCGUGUGUGUGGGCGCCAUUGUUGCCAUAGCGAUAAUAGUAGGCUUGGUGGUAAUGUGAGGCUCUCUAAAAAUGCUCGUGGGCCUGCUGUGAAAAAUGUCACUGCUGACCUAUCUCAGGUUAAUGCAGCCUUCGACGAAGAAGUCAAAACGUUGAGUGUCAAGUCAAUAUAAAGUUGGUGAAGUUCUAUGUAGAAUUAUUACUCGUAUGAAUGUGAAAAGACGAGGGAUCUCUUAUUUAUCAGUUAAAUAUUUAACCGAUGCAUUACAUUUUCAUAAAAUCGUUUUGAAACACGAGGAGAGAACUGUUUAACUGCGCGAUUAAGUUGAACUACUGUUGAUGUAAAACUUUGACUUUGUUUUAUCUCUUUUCUCAGAGUUUAGUGGUUUAUAUUUUGAUACCUUUAAUUUUUCUGAGUGCCAAGAUGAAGCUCCUUACAGACCUCAUCCCUGUUACACACUUCAUUUAAAAGAAAUCAAAAGCUGGCUUAACUAUAAUCAUGGUCUAAUGCUAGCAUCCUCUAGAACAACCAACCACAGGGGUCAAACGUCUGCAGAUGUGCGAAUGUUGUUAUGACUAGGUGGCGUGCUUUCCGGCCAUCAGAAUUAAGUUUUUCACACGAGUUACGAACAAGAAUGUAAGCCGCUAAGCCACGGCGUUUGAAAACCGUAUUACUUUAUUUAAAAACUGAAAAUAGGGUGGUGAAUCAACAUGAUAUAUACCCGUGCAUGAAUAAGCUAUGUGUUUGAAAAGUCAGGAGUUUUCCCUUUUUCUAUUUUUGUUUCUUUUUACAGAUUUCCAUGAACACUUCAAUUUUGCGCGUAAAAAUUGAAACUCCGUAAGCUAUAGAAGUCAAGAUCCACGAGUGUGAAUAGGUGUAGUAACGAUGUCGAGUCAGAGUAAAAUGUUGUCAUAAGAGCACACGGCAUCUACUGAACCACAUUUUUCCCUCUUUGUUACUUAAUGAUUGAAAUAUUUCUCAUAAAGGAAGAUUUCGAAUGUCGUAAACCAGUUUCGUUUAUUCCUUAGCGCAUGCACAUAUGCUGAUAUUUGACCGCUGUGUUGGAACAACCGGGCCCGAGGGUCACAUUUAGACUACCUCAGUUAAUCUUGGAAUGUUUUUUGUUGUUUUUUGACAAGUGGAUUGAGUAAUUUUUGGGUUGAAAGCUUUCCUUUUUUUGACCUUUUCGGGAGAAGACGAUCUCACUGUCUUGUGGUUGUAAAAUAUAAUUAAUUUUUUUGAUUUAAAGGUAAAAAAAAAAACAAAAUUAUGGCUUUUUUAUCUACAAUUUAAGUAGACAUUUUUAGAGAAUACAUUGACAUUGUUAAGUAUUCGCUUAUUAUCAGAACAAGCAAAUUGACCUGCAGAGGCAACACGUAACCAAGGCUUACGGAUACGUUUGAAGAAAACGGAAGCUGUGAACUCACUAGUUAAUGAGAGUUGAUUGUGAAAGGCCUGCUGUGUUUAAAAAAAAAGUUGUGGAAUUUUCAUUCAUGAUAUGUAUUAACCUUACCACAGCUUGUAAUUAUUGCGUUUACUGCUGUUCAGUCUAUCAAAAAAACAAUACAAUUUGAAGAAGAAUAACAAGUUUUAUUUUAUUUCACCUCAACAAUUUAUCUUAUUUCACUGCACUUGUCUUAAAUCCUUGAUAUUUGUAGUCUUCACUCGAGCCAUUUGCCUCUCACAAGCCGAAAGAGCUUUUCAAUGGCCUCGAUACCAUGAGGCAGUUGGGAGUACUUCUUCUCCCCUCUGAUGGUUAUUAGUCCGUCACCAGUUAACUCCCCCCCCCCCCCCCCAGGUUCCCUUGACAGUUCGUCGUUAAAAUUUUAUAGUCCUGGGUGGAGAGAAGCACUGUGAAAACCAAAUGUCUUGCCAAAGAACACACUCUUAAGCCUAGACCCUUUAAACCAUCGUCAAACCGCCCCCACCCCUCCCCCCACUAGUAUAUAGAGUGACUUUGGUUUUUGUUUGUUUGCGUCUUUUAUUUGUUUUGUUUUGGUUUUUUUUUUCAACCAUUCCCUCAAAGCAGGAUUGGUGAUCUCUCCUUAAAUUCGCCUUGAGUCUCGAAGAAGCUUCGUGCGCCGUUAACAAUGGUACGUCGUUGUUAAGACCUCUGCUAAAGUGGUGAGGCCAACGUCCAUAAUCAUGCAAUUAAUCCUCUAGCUCCUAACAGUAACAACAUGUAACUUCUCCCUAAAAUAUCCAUAUAUCAUCCAGCAAACAAUCUAUGGGAAUGCCAAACUUACCAGGUAGAAGUUAUUAUCUUGAUCAAAAUUAAAUUAAUUGGAAUUAAUUCACAAGGAAAUGUGUAGUAGCUGGAGGAGAGAAUUAACAAUCACAUCUUGGGAAUUAACGGGUUCAGAAAUGUCUGCUGCCCUAGCUACAAAAGGAAAAAAAGACCUUUGCUUAAGUCAGGAUCGCCAUUUUGAGUAGAUUCUUCUUGUUCAUGUUGUUCAAACAUCGCUGAGAUGUAAGUAAAUGGCCACAUUGCUAAGCGAGAUUCAAAGUGGCGGCGUCCGUUGUCGAAUAAAUAAAACUCACCGAAAGCAGGCAAAGUUUCAAAAACGUCUGGCAGUCUCUAAUUUCUCCAUGUUUCUGAGCUGUUUUUCUGCGUUUCUAACUUUCGAAAAGCAACAUCAAUUUCCAAUCAUCAAAGAUCUUCUUGACGAGGGUAUAACUUCUGACAAACUAUAACUGUUUUGAUGUUUGGUAUUACCAACGUACGAUCGCGAGCAACACCAAGGGCCUGCUUACACGGAGGUGGGGGCCCCCAGGUAGGUGAGGUAACCCGGACAGGUGGGGUAGCCCGCUUGUCCAUAUAAUCUCUUAUUUUAUCUUGAUCACGUUUACAUGAUAGGUGGGGUGACCCGCCUAAGCGGGUUGCCCGGUCUGCUUGGUAGGGUAACCCUGUCAGCCUGGGUGACAAUUUGCCAUGUGUACGUCUCAAGGCAGGGUAACAUGCCCAGCUGGGAUGGCUUCAAUGUUACAAAAAGCUCAAAUGAGCCAAACAAGAGCGAAACACGCGUGUGUUACAACUUUUUACACUUCCUAACCGUCCCAUGCAGAGCUAAAACGUUAAAACACCAUUCUUACGUCCUCUUGGCAAUGAAACCUCGACAGCAAUUUAGUCACGUUUUUACUUUAAACUCAACAAUACACUCACAUGUUAUGCCCAAGUGAAGACGUUUUACCGUCGGAAACAGGUAUCGCAUUGAGCUACUGGCGAAAAACUCAGAGGAAAAUAAAUUACGUUUUUACGGCAACCACACAUCGCCGUAAUUACAAGUACGAUUACAACCUCGAGAAACUUUAGCCCGGCAUCUCGGGGUUGUAAGAUUGUAUGUAAACGCGGGCUAUUUUUCGACCACGGCUAGGCAAGUUGCCUCACCUACCUGGGUUCCCCACAUCCACGUAAGAAGGCUCUAAAAAGUACACCUACCUGCGUUUCCCACAUCCACGUAAAAAGGCUCUAAAAAGUCUGCUGAAAGUUCCACAGACCAUUUUAUCGUCUUCAUCAAAUUUUCCCUCAGGGUACUAUGCACUACACCAGGGGUCAACUUAAGUUCAAGUGUCGAAAUUUUCAUAUGCAUCAUCUAAUUGCCGAUGGCCAAUGAUAGCGUUUGGCACCUAAAAAAAAACCUUUGAAAAAGUCUAGAGAGUUAUGAGUAUUAUUUCGCGGUCAGGGGUCUUCCAAAUAUCAAUUAAAGGCAAACAUCACGAACUAUGCGGGCGGUAAAAACAGUACUCACCAGAAAGAAUUUAAAAAAUCCAAACCUCUUUAUCAAAUUACCAUUUCAAAUUGCAGAGUUUGAAAAAGUAAUUUCUUAUAGUAAGGUUUAGAAGAGAAGUAUUUUGAAACUACGUGCCACAACACGCCCUGUCAGACGAAAUUGAUCGAAGAGACAAUCUGUCUCAAGUAUUUUUGUUUUGUUUUGUUUAUCUUUGUUUUGUUUUGUUUUUUUCUUUUUCUCUGUUUAUGAGUUCUGGGAGAAUAUUCACUUAAAGUUAGAAGGGACUUGUAGAAUUAAUAAUAGCAAACUUAUUCUGAAAUACUUUCUACAUGAUAAACAGCGACAAUAAAUCCAACGGUCCGAUUGACACUAUUGAGGCUGAGUAUCACAAAGGAGCUGAUGGAGCGUUUUAACGAAACAACAAAAUUACUCUAACUUAAAUCACGACAAGGGUAUCAAGAGCUCGUUGCUUCUAAACGCGCCUGGCCACUAUGAUCACAAGAUUUGAUCUUUGCACUAAAGGAGGUUCCAAAUUUGAUUUCAGCUAAAUCUUUUUUUUCAGCUGAAUGGUCGAGGUCAUGAUUGUGCCUUGAGUUGGCAUAGAACACUAUUGUUUCGGCAUAAUAAUGUAUGUAAGACGCUGUAAUAUAGAUAUUGCACUAGAUAACUCGCUCUACAUAACAAGACAAACACUCAGUGAACAAAAGGAAAUGUCUAAUACACUUGAAGGAAAACCUGAAAAACGAAUGCUCUACACAUAAUUACUUUGCACAUUUUGUCAGAGUAUUAAAUCUGUAAUUAAACCAGGACAAGUUGGAAUUCCGUCUGGUGUUGUGUCAAAUGUUAUGCCUAGUCAACCGUUCGGAAAUUACUCUUUUAUUUUCGUGUUGGCAACCGCACCUGAAAGAGGCUAGCAGAACUAUAAGUCAAACUCGAGGAAGCCCUGACAAUGAUCUACUAAUAAAAAACACUUAGAAAGUUGAAGUCUAAGUGAAGCAGUAAACCACAACACAUCUAAAAGCCAAGGUCGACAAAAGGGCAGAGAGAUAUUUCAUUGCUAAAAAAACUACUUGAAGCGUACAAUUUUGAUGCAUAAUCCUGAAAUAGCACCUUUACUCAGACCUUAUAAUUAUGCUCACGCUAUCAAGUUGGUGUUUAAGAACGACUUUUCGCCAUUUCUUAGAGAAUUCUCGGCCUAAAUUGAGGUAUUGGUUUCCGGACACUAUUUUGAUUAAUUAAAAAGGUAGGACCACCUCGAAUGACUGCCCUUAUACUUGAUUUUGUUUGUUGUUGAUAUUUUAACGACACUCAAAAAGCUGCUUCUAUCAAAUUGAUUUCGCUCAAUUCUGUUUCUCAUUUUCAUAUAUUCUUCUAACUUAGGACAAGUGUCUUUAAUAAUCUGACUUUCGGUCAAGAAAAGACGCUAAAAGAAAAACACAAACAAGCACCCAAAUAUGCACUGGAGGUUUGAAAGGUUACUCCGCAGGCACGAAACCGCUAUUUUCUAAUUAUUAAUACAUAACUGAAAUUUCUUAGAAAGAGAGGAGUUUUGAGCCAGUUUGGACAGGUUACUUAACUUGAAAGAAGCAAGAUACUUUAGUAAAGAAAGAAAGAGAGGAAGAAGGAAAUAUGUCAUAACAACCAGGUUUAUAGUAUUCAUAUUUUGUAGACAACAUUGGUUAAAGAACUAAUGAGUACUGAAUAAAUUAACAUAAUUGUAACAAAUUAGCCCUUCACUUCAAAGUAAAGGCCGGCCUUUACUAUGUAUGUUUGCCUCUUGUGAACUCUACACAUGAAAGAACUUAUCGCUAAAUAUGUUCCCUUUUGUGCACUGACGGUUAAAACCGAUUUCGAAAUAAGGAGUGACUUAUCGCACGAUGUCUACUUGAUAUGGUUAUUAAAUCUAACGCAAUGGUUCGAGCAGAAUUAUUUCUCGUAUCCAUGCGGUGCCCACUGUUAAUCACAAAGUCCAUUAUGUUUUUCUUUACGCCUCACAAGCAAAGUGCCUCGCAAACCUUAAUCGAGAGCUUGUUCCAUUAAAGUUUAAGGUUCUCCGUGAUAUAGCCAUGUCCCUUUUUUUAACUGAAUUUUAACCAUGGCGGUAUUAUAACUGUAGGUCACGUAGGCUUUCUUUUUUGUAAAAUCAGAUGAUCAGUGUAUCGUUGGAAAUGUUGUCCCCUGAGCAGACUUAUCUGUAGAAAUGCCUUUAUAUAAAUAUUUGUCAGUUUCACGUGGGAGAUAACCUCCUUAGUGACAAAGAUAGUCACAGUAAGGCCCGUCAUUUACAUGAGGCCUAACCCAAACCACAGUUUUACGCAAUUAGUGAGCUUCAGGCUUUCUCUAAAGGAACGUUGAUUUAAUUGACUAAGCGUUAGCCCUGACUAAGGAUAACGCUCGAAACGUUAGCCCUUCGUCUCAACUAAUCAGGGCUCGUAAACUUUAUUUUUGCGCACGAAACGUAAGAAAUAACUUGUAAUACCGCCAGUGACGCAGCACCACAGUUUCUUUAGAAACUUCCUUCCUUCCUUUAACUGUAGAAAAAUGUGUUUAUAAGUAUAUGUCAGUUGCAAGUUGGAGAUGACCUCUUUAGUGACAAAGCUCAAUUAACAUUAAAUAAUCGUCAAACAAAAAAGAUUUGUCUGUUGUAUCAAUUUUCCUUUAUGUUGGUAUCAGUUAAUUACUUGACUAUGUUAUUCAAAACUAGUUUCAACCUUCAUUGUAGUCAGUUUGAACUCCUCGACAAAUGCUCUCUUUAUUGUGUGAAGGUUAAUUGUGGUUCAAAGCUGUUCACGAAUUUGGUGCGAAAUUUUAUUUGUUUUAUCGAAGUUUGGUUCGAGUCAGUAGUAUGCGUGGAAGGAUUCGAGUCAAAUCCUUCCACGCAUUUUUCGUAUUUUUGCGAAGGAAAUGCCUUUGAAAUAAUUUUGUGACAAUUUAUAUGGAAAAAAUCUUAGAAAUAUCUUGAAGCUUUCCAAUCAUUCAGGUAAUUUCUGCCUUAAUUAGCAACAGGGUUAAUACUCAUCACAUAGCAACAGUUACGGUUACGAUCCUAACUGGUGGAAAGGUUUGCUCUGGGACUGACAGAGCAUUGCAACUGUAAUCAUUGUCUGCUGUUUCCAAGUGUCGGCGAAUAUUUAGAAGAAAGAAGAUUUAACAAUUAAAUUUUGGAUCUAAGUUCAACGUGCUUGCAUAGAAGAUAUGUUGAAAAUUUUCAGUGUUCUAGAAGACUUGCAUGAGAGAUUCUGCACAAUGAAUCCAGUUUUGCCCACACGAUAAGUUAGAUGGAUUUGACGUUUAUUCAUGGUUCAGUUGAGCUUUCAACUGUGAAUUACGCAUUCAUUAGCUUCUUUCCUUUGUUGGUUUUUGUUUUGUGUAUUCCGCAUUGCGGUGUCGUUUGUUAAGUUCUUAAAUAGACACAGGCAAGGGAGAGGUCUUUCAGUUGAGCACCAGUUUCAGAGAGGUAACACGAGCAUAAAAACAUGUAUUUCCUUGGAGUUUUAUACACAAUUUUCAUUGCCUUAUCUGUUCUAUUUCCAGUGAGUACAAAGCCAUCUGGUCUCGCGAUCACAUUAUCUACACGCAAGUCUCAUUGUGGACCGAUUGUGGAGUAAAACUAAGCUUUGGUAAGUAAGAAGGCCAGUGUUAAUUUCUUUCUGUGCUCUAGUCGGAAAUUUUAUUCCAAGCGGUGUUUUCCUACAAAGAAUGCAAAGCUGUCCCACGAGUCAGUGAAUUCCUAAAUUCAACAAAAGAAAUUUUGUCAAUGUUAAAGUGAUGCUUUCCUCGCCAAUCAAAGUUUACGAAUAUUACUCAGAACAGUCAAUCUUGGUUGCGAUUUCGUAUUUCAGAGCUCAGCAAAUUGCAUCUUGAACGAAAGAAGUAAGACCCUUCAUUAUUCUAUUAAUGGAGCUUUUCAAGUUUAUCUUGACGUUUGACGAAGCGCAAUUAUAUGCGAUCAGGUUGAUUUUGCUUAAAACUCGUUUCAAGCUUUAAUGUGCAUUUUCCCUUUAUCGGAGCCAGAUACAAUCCACUCUACCAGAUUUAGUUAAGAAUGGCAACUUAAUUGUUUUUUAUUGAAUUGAUCUGAAAUGAACUUCAGCUAGCAAGCCACCUCUUGUAUUCAAUCAAGUUUAAGCCUGAAUGUUUCGGUCCAAUUCUUCAGACCACACCUCAGCACAUGAAGCAGGUUUUUUAUUUUCUCGGUUGCAUUUUUUAAUCAAGUCUUGCUGACUUCUCGAGAAACAUUUUGUCGCUUAAUUAUUUGCAUUUCAUUAGUUCGGGUUGAAAAUUGUCUUUCCGUCCCUCGCAAUACCACUAUCAAUACUCUGCAAGCGCCUUCCACGCUUAGCUGAAGGUUCGAUCGUAAAUAUCUUAUUACGGCUUUUCAUUACCACCUUUAACAUAUUCAAGCCAAAAAUUAGUGUGCUAUUUAACGAAAAGGGCACCUCAAAGGGAAAAAGGACCGGGUUCUAAACCAGCAGAAUCUUUCUGUUGAAGUCAAAGCCUAUUGUAUUCUUGUGACAUACAUCUAAGAGAAUUCAUGGCUUUUGCCUGUGGCAAAGUGUUAUUUGUACGACACUUCAAACAAACAAACAACAAAACAGUUCUAGAAUUCACGACGUGAUAUUGGCAGUUUCGUUCUCGUCAGAUGAUCACAUAUAAUGCUAUUGUGAAAUAGUUUCAUUCUUAACAUAGUUGUAAAUCGUUAUAAAGGAAUUUUUUUAAUUAAAACAAGAAUCGUGCUCUUAAGAAGUAAAAGUAUUAUAAAUAGAAAUCAUGUAUGCUAUGCUUUGAACGAUAAAAUUUAUGUUGUUUUUUUUCGCUAUUCUUACAAGCCUCUUUUAUGUUUUUCUUUAAAUUUUUAUUGCUGAUGUUUAUCUUCAUCUUGCACUUCGUUUUUUAUGGGUUAUCUUUGUCUGCUUGAUGUGUUUCUUCUUUGUUCGGCUUUUUUUCUCGUUUCUCUUCCUCUUCAGUUUUUUUCUUCAUUCUACUUCACAGCAUAUCCUUUUACAAUAAAUCGUUUUCUAUUUGCUUGUGAUUUUCAAUGACGUUUUACAAUUCUUAUUUGUUGCCACAGAUCCACGAGAACCUAAUUAUCAAUAUGAAGUGGGCAAUUCUUUUGGCGACAUUUAUGCUUGUUUUACAUCAAACUAAAGGUAACGCCUUCAUCAUCUUGUCUUUCUUCAUCUUGAUUUUAAAAUUAUGAUAAUUAUUUUUUUUUCCCGAGGACUCCAUGAAUUGACGAUUAUAUUCAAGCAUUACGAAAAGCAAUUAUGAAAUAAGAGAAUUUAAAUCCGCAAUUCCUUGCCGCUUUAAUUUGGAUUCGUUAACAUUUUAUCAUUGUAAAGUGUCUCUUUUCUCACAGCUACAACUGAAUGGAAUGUAUUAUUACCUAUCAUAAAUGAAAGAGUUGGACCCAAAAAUUGUUUUUUUUACUCCUUCUCAGGUCAGACGGCGGCCUCAGUGACUUGUAACCCCGACCACACUGUGAGUAUAGCGAUCUCAAGCGUAGAUGAUGCAGAAUUUUGGGACCCAUCAGAGUGGUCCACAAAAGUAGGCGAUCCAGCAUGUGAACCAACAAUUGAUGGUGUUGGUGAUACAGUUACCUAUACCAACCUACACCUCCCUGACUGUGCUGACGAAUUUCACCAGAAAGAUGAGGAAAUUCAAUACAUCCUCAAAAUCAGCGCUGUAAAGACUUCAGGUGAUCCAGUUACAGGGCAGUUGCGCACUUACGACCACCUGUACUACGUCACGUGUAACUAUGAUAAUACAGACAGAGCUUCGACGAGUUUUGUGCCGAUCAAGAAUCGAGCGGAUAACGACACAGGUAUGCAGCUCUGGUUAAGAUAACAACAUGUAUAAUCUACAUAAGUAACCUUAGUUUGAAUUCCUGCGAAGUGGAGAUUUCUGAAAAGCUUCUAUCAAACCCUUGCCACCCAAUGUAUUGACCAGCCUUCCUUCAGUGGCUGAUGGAAAAAAAGGAACACAUAAUCCUUUUGUCAAGAUAUGGUGGAUUUGAUUUCAAUUUGAUAUAAAAAAUAAAGUGGCGGAGAAACAUUUGUAAGAGCCUGGCAUGAUUUUGAAAGACAGCCAUGCAUGUGUACAAAAUGCAUUCGUAUUUUAUUUUGUGAUUGAGAAAGUUUCACUUCUCAUCCUUAUCAAUACAGGACUAUUAGAGCAUGCCGGUCCAAAAAGAGUUAUUAUCAUUAACUAACCUGAAAAAAUGUAGAAUUUUUAAAUUGUCUUUUUUCGUCGAUCAGUAAUCUGUAACUGUUACUGGAGUAGCAGUUACAGAUCAUUGAAAAGAUAUCUCAACUACACUUCAUUCAGUUUGCUAAUCUAGCCUUGUAUUUGUCAAAACGAGCAAAAUCCUUAAAUAAUGCAAAUGUGUUUGAUAAAGUUUUUUCAGAUUUCUUUUGUUUGUUUAACUUUUCCUUACUCGCUUUUGUGGUCUCUUUUGUCAUUUUUAGAGGAAAAAGAUAAAAAAAAUUUUAAAAAAAGUUGGCGGAGAAACAUUUAUAAGAGCCUGGCAUGAUUUUGAAAGACAGCCAUGCAUGUGUACAAAAUGCUUUCGUAUUUUGUUUUGUCUUUAACGCUACGGGACUAUUAGAGCAUGCUGGUCCAAAAAGAGUUGUUAUCAUCAACUGACCUGAAAAAAUGUAGAAUUUUUAGACUGUUUUUUUCGUCGAUCAGUAAUCUAUGACUGCCAAUGGAGUAGCAGUUACAGAUCAUUGAAUAGAUGUCUCAACUACACUUCAUUCAGUUUGCUAAGCAGGCCUUGCAUUUAUCAGAAAGACCAAAACCUUGAAUAAUGCAAAUGUGUUCACUAAAGUCUUUUGAAAUUUCUUUUGCUUUGUCUUACUUUUCCUUACUCACUUUUGUGGUCUCUUAUGUAAUUUUUAGAUGUCGGAGUUUUCACCUUUUCUCUCAUGGCGUAUCAAGACGACGCUCAUACUACGCCAGUUCCCGACCCUGUUGCUCUGAAUGUAGAGAUUUUCUUCAAAGCUGAAGUCGAGACUCAAAGCAAUGCACCCAACCUUGACUUGUACCCUGUGCGAUGCUAUUCAUCACAAAGCAAUGAUGCAGAUGAUAUUGGUGCUAACUUUACUCUUAUUCGCAAUGGGUAAGAAUUUCUGUGAUAAAAAUUUGCCCGCUAAACAUGACUAAUAUGUAAUUACGACAACAAUGAUAAUAACAAUCAAUAUUAAUUUUGUAAAAUUUUAGACAGAGCAGGACCCACCUCAUCGAAGAACUCCUCAGUGAGGUCCAGCACCUCAAAAAAAAAAAGAAACGUAAAAAUAUGUAACGAGGUUAAAAAUAAAAAUCAUUUAGAAAGAUGUGGAUUUGAAUAUGGUGGCAUAUAUGCAUACAAAUGUACAAAUGAACCACAUCCAAAAUUCGAGUUUUAACCGUGAUGUAUGAGGUAGUCGCAUCACAACUAAGUUUAUUCCAAUAAUUAAUCAGUACUUCUGUGUGUGAACCUUCGUUUAACCCAGUUCGUGUUGAACUGUCUGGUAUCAUUAUUACUCCCUGUGGUUCUAAAUCUAAGUAAAAGAUGGCCGCCAGUGUAGACCCCAGAUAGAGUGACACUUAUCUUAAUUAAAAAGAAUUUUGCCAGAGUAUCUGUGAGAUAUUUUCAGACUACUGAUCAAACAUGAGCGAGUAACACUGUUUAUUUCUAUAAGAAAUAAAGCUCCCCUUAAAUAACGAAAUCCAUUCACAAUUUUUUUUCCAGUUUCUUGCUAAUAAAUGGCAAGCCUUCCAAAACCCUUGUUAUAACCUACCAUUGUAGUUUUCGUAGGAAGCUAUUCUUGAAUUGUAUGCUGUGUGCCUGGUAUCGACUUAGUGAAGAACAUACAGCCGAUGCUAUGGAUUUACCUGGAUCUUGUCCAUUUAGGAUAAAAUUUGUUACCUCAAAGAGUAAGAGGAAUUUUGCUUACGUUACUUAAUUAUAUGAUUUUUUAUCAUUUCUUCAUAGUUGUGGCAGCGAUGGUGUCAGCGAAGACCUCAGCGAGACAUUGGAUUACAGUUGUACCGCCGACAGCGAAUAUGAAACAUUCUCACUCAGAACUUUUCGGUAUUUUGGGGCAGAAGCAGGAGAUGAAGUUUACAUCCACUGCGAUUUCAGAGUUUGCUUGGCAGAUGUAGACAAUACCGAAUGUAAAUGUCCAGAUGAUGCUGCCACUUGCAUAGGUGAUCGUGACACUGAUGUUACACCGACGAGGCGCAGACGUCGUUCAAUCUCUGAUUCGGUGGAUGAGUCACAGCUUUAUCGUGUUGUCUAUGGUCCAUUCACCUUUAAGCAAGAAGAACUGAACAAAGAUGAAGGUAAAUGAUAAUUCACAGGAAUGUUAAGCCAUAGGACAGGAAUUAUGUUAGGUGCUUUCCACGUUCUCUGUUAACCAAGACUGGUUGUCCAUGAUAACUGACCAAUUUUCAAAAAAAAGGCCGCACGGGGCAACUUGUAGAACCUAGAAGAUAACUUGAACAUGUCAAAUAUGAUAGAAACGGAACGAAAUGUAAUAUCAUAUAUCGUAAUGAUGACUAUAAAAAAUUAACAAAGGUUGGAUAAGAACCUCUAGAAAGACUAUAGAAAUUUUCCUAGUAUCUCUGCCUUUAUUGAUAGACACGAAAGUUUAACAUUAUAAUAUACUUACGCCCCCGAUAGUUUAGCUCAAUGAUUAAACCUGGAAUCUAUUCGCUUCAUUUCAGUUGCACCUAACGACCAAAAGAAGACCCACCAGCCUUCCCAGACAUUACCAAUUGUUGGGGCAGUAUGUGGUGUUGUGGCUGUAGCUGUCAUCUGCGCCACUGUUUACCUUGUCAUUCACUAUCGAAGCAAGCGCACGCAAAGUGGAGAUCUGCACGUAGUCACCUAAACUCCAAACGCAAAUAAGUUGGGUUGUGCAAACGCGCAAAUAUUACGUUUUUUUAAUCCAAUAUCCAUUUGAAUGGUGUGACAUAUGAAGCAACUCGAUAGGAUUAAGUUGAGUUGUGGAUGUUGAUUAAGACAUACGAACGAAUAAAUGAUUAAUCGGCUUUUUUCUUCAGAUGAUGGUAGGAAUCAAAAGUAGUUUUCAAAGUUAAUGGAAUUUAUGUCUUGAAUUCAGUGUCAAGGUUGAUUUCAUUAGCUGCUUGUCACUCUUAUUUGCGCGAUCCAGAUUAACAACCAGUUUUAAUCGCUCAUUGUUUCAACACCUUAUAAACUUGCACACAAGCCUUAUAGACAACGUUAAGUUCACACACAAUUUUAGGCAUUGCGAGGAAUUUUAUUACGUAUGACAAACUUUACACUCUAUAUGCAGCGCAGCAACGGCAGCGUUGUGAUUUUGCUAACGCUUAUAUAAUAUCUAACCGAAUGCUAGCCAUAGUAAGUAUACCCAAGUCGCAUGCGGGCCUAGUUGCUUUCCCGUUAAACUGGCUUAAGCCUUGUCAGUGAGACACCAGUACCAGUCUAAAUUUUUUAAAAUUUUUUAGAAAUUUUGAGCAGCAUCUUAAUAAAAUAUAGGAACCUUCACGAAUUUAUUAUAAAACCCUUGUGUUUUUUCUUUUUGUGAAUAUUUGUGUUCUAAAGGGCAGGGUGGCCAUCUUUUUUCUCUAUCUGUUAAAUCGGGAGGGAAUUUUCACUUCACUCUCAUGGCAUACGAAGAACCAUUUCUUUCUCCAGUGAUUCUCAACGCUGUAAAGCUGGAUACUGAAAUUUUAUUCAAUGCGUAGGCUUCGAUCCCAAGCCCCACACCCAGUUACCCCCUGACUGGCUCGUAUUUUCAUAACCAAGCGAGUUUGAUUCGUUAGAUUUUUUUAAGUUAAAUCGAUUGCUAGUUAUAGCCACUUCAAAUAUUCUCUCCAACUCAUUUAGUGUCAAACUUGUUUUCCGAUCACAAUUCAGAUCAGUUAAGUCGUACUACCCAAACACAGGGGUCAACAAUUGGGCAUGUGCAGGGGAUUAAUUUCGGCUGGCUACGCGCCAAUUUCCCGCGUAAGGUUUUUAGGGAGACCUCACAAAACAAUUGCUGUCCCGCAAAAUGUGCAGAAGAAAUUGAAAUUUUAUCAGAAAUCUUUAAAAGUAUGUAAAAAAGGAAAACUCGAGUCUUUUCAGGCAGAGAGCUUUUACGGGAUCCUGCGGAUUAUCAUUUUGUUUUAAAAUUGUCCCUGCACAAAAUAAUGCCGGAACCAAAUGGCUUCAACGUUUCGCUUUUUCAGCGCAAUAAUGCGGUAAGGAAUUUGAUGUGUAUGGCAUCACAAAGUAUUGAAAAUUUUUGAUGAUAUGAAAAUAUUGUUUUUCGCGUUCUAUUUUUCAAUCAAUUUUGCCCUUCAAAGAAAGCCAAGACAUUUGAUUGACAUACAAGUGUUCUCAGCCAAUUAGAAUGUUCCGUUUGCAAUUUGCAUGGACAAAACUCCAACCCCCUCUCUCCUUCUUUCCCCAAUGGCCAAACGCUCAACGUUUCCAAGACAUUGUCUAACAGAGAACAUGGCAUGAGGUACCUACAUCAAAGAUGACGCAGCUCAGAAAAUUCAAGCGUGAAUUUCAUAUAGAACAGAUUUUCAAAAUAGAGUCCAAAACAGUGUACGAGUAAUUGAAGCGCAAUGAUUUCCCUUGAAAGGUCGUAAUUGAUUGGAAGUUUAUAAUUUAUUUCGCUUAAUUGAUGAAGGAAAUAUAUGUAGACAAAAACUGAAAAACAAUUUAAGAGGAGAAUUGAUCAAUAGUAAGAUGCGAAUUGUCUAAACUGUAUAUACUGAAAAUUUCAAGGUCAUGUCGCCUAGAAAAUCGAAAAAAUGAUAGGCGUAAGGCUACUUUAAAAUGCAGGAGCUACAGGUUAAAAUAUUCUCGCAGUUUAAGGCGUUUUUUGAUUCCCCCCUCCAUUUCUUCUGUGCAUGCUUCGGUGUGAUAUUUCGGUUAAAUCGUCACAGUCGCAACUACUUAACUAUAUGAGAUAAAUUCCUACUGUGCUUCAUGUGCUUCAUCAAAGGGGUUCUGAUCGAAAUUCGGUGUCCGUGAAGCGUAGUUGUUUGUGAAGUUGCGUACUUGCAUAUAACUGUUGCCUAGAGACGAAGGUUCGAGAGAGGACCUAAGAAGUCUUGAUUCGCUUUGAUAGUGGCAAGAUAUUUUAAAAACGUGGGAUCAACGAGGCGGAACGCAUCAAAGCGUAGCGGUUACAGGCUUAAGCAAAGAAACACAGCGGAAGUUUGCAGGCGACCUUGUUAUAAUCAACGAAAUUACAAUAUCUUCGAAAACUUUAGCAUCUCACACGGACAACGGUGAGUGCCUGAUUCAUGUUUUAGACCGUCCAUAAAAUAAUUAUUUAAACAUAUCGAAAACAAAAUUUGCCUUCCUCAAAUAGAACCGCCUUGCGUGCAAACAAUACGUUCUCAACAAAUUUUUUCCUCUCGUUUCUUUUACUUUCGUUGCCAAGUUUUCGAUAGCCAGAGCAACGAGAAGGUGUGGAUUAUGAGUCGUUUUACAGUCAGCAGCCUUGCAUCUUUAUGAUAAACGAAAAUGUAAUUCAUCAUCUCCAUUCGUCAUGCGAAAUACCAUGGAUGUUUAAUUUCCAUUUCAACAAGCUAUCGGCAAGAGAGCAUCAAUUGAUGCUGUGUUUAAAGAUACUUUUAACGCAAUAUCAUGAAUAGAAAAACCAAUAAAGACAACUGCAAAUGAAUUGUAGCGAUUUCUAGCGUUCCAUUUGUUCUAUUUGCAGUCAUAAAUUCUUGAAACUUGAUUACAAACAAGUGAAAUGUCCUUUCGUGUUUAUAACGAUUAAUUACGUUCCAAUGGCUGAUUUUUUCGCUCUCGAAUGAAAAUGAUCCAAUCGAAAAACAAUUUAUAAACUGGUAAUUGCACAGUGUACCGAUUCGAACUGAACGUAAAUAUUGUAUUUCCGUACAAAGUUUAGAUCAAGUUGAAGUAAAACAGAUUAGAUUUCGCAUCACUUGCACAAUGCACAACAAAUACUUAGACUUUAAAAGAACGCUGCAUUCAGUAUUUUCUUUACACAGAUAUGUCGAGAGAAUACAAAACAUGUCAUAUCUUUGAUUAUUAUCACUAUUUCGGGCAUUUUGAUGCAUUUUGCAGGAUGAAAUAGAGAUGUUGACGUUUAAAUGUUCGUAAAUUGCUCGGCUAGAAUGACUCUCAGUCUGGGCCAAAUUUUAUAAGCUCACAAUACACUGGCCAUGUUUUAGCACACACACAAAGAACGAAGAAAUCCAGAAUUUUCCUUUUUCAUCCUUUCUUUCGCUCUUGAACUAAAUUAUUACGACAAAUAACUUUGGAUUCAAGAAUUUCUUUCGUUCUUAUUUAGACACUUUGACUGACAUUCCUUAACUUUAACUUCAUAAGUUGGGUAAAACCACCAAGAAAAGGCUGAACUCUACGUCAAAAUGGCUUGGCAGUGGAUUUUACUCUCUCUCGUGACGUUCGCUUUACUGUUUGACGUCAGAGUUAAAGGUGAGACAGACUUCAGUUUUUUCCACAAAUAUAAUCCCUUAUGAAAUAUUUCAUUCAUCAUCAAAGAAUAAUUAAGUGAGACCUGACUCUGAGUCAACUAGACCAUUACCCGGGGUCUUGUUCGGUCUAUUCCGCGAUUCUUGACAAGCCUAAAACUGGCAAACACUUACUGAGAAUUGUUUAGUCGACACGUUUACAAAACUUGUACGCGACGAAAUAGAGGUUCUCAAACUUUAUGGUUCGAAUAAAGUUAUUAAAAGAAUCAGUUGCUUGAUGACAUCGAUAAUGUGGAUAAUAUGACUAAAGCAAAACUUAGAGAAAGGGGGAACAUAGUGACAUAAGAACGUCCCUCCCCCCCCUCCCCCUUCCCCCCCCCCUUUAUUACAUUAUUCAACUACAAUUACUGUAAGUUUCUGACGUGAAAAGACAAAAAGUUAGUUAACAAAAUACAGUUGAGUACACGCGCGACAAUUUGGGAAAGGAAAUUGGAAGUGUGUUCAGUUCUUGGAGAAGAGGACCAAAAUUGUCCAUUCAUCUUUUUUGGGAUUCUACACCAAUGGUAACUUGCAGCCCGCUCACCCCAUACCGUAUUUAUAUUGAUUAAAUUUAUUUAACAAAUCAUAAAUAAAUAAAAAUGGGAAAGGUGAUAACUUUUUUGAUCAAUAAAAAUGCAUCAAAACUUAAUAAAACUUCUAAAAAAACAAUAUCAAAACCUCGUAUCGCUAUUUUUCUAGAACUAUAUUCAUUUCAGACAGAGUACACAAAUGGGUCCACGUGCAAAAAGCUAGAUUUAGUCUGAUUAUCAAUCUUUUCUUAGAAAUGUAAAACCUCAGUCCAACGCUUUGUCUCUGUGUGUUUACCUCAGCUAUUUACGUAUCUUCUUACUUUUCGUCUUCAGGCAUGUCAACGAGUUCAAUUGUCUGCAAUGCUAACCACACAGUAACUAUAACCAUUACAAACGUAACUGACAUCGAUGCAUUCAACGAAAGCGAUUGGCGAAUAGAUAACAAAACAGAAUGUAAGCCGACAUUCCUGGGCACGACGGUCACGUAUACCAAUUUGCAAGUGGCUGAUUGCGCUUCAAUUUCCGAAGAUAAGAACACUUCUAUUAGAUACGUUUUCGAAAUCCGUGCAGUUGUUCCGGGCAGCAGUCCGAUCCAGGCCUUUGAUCACGUGAUUGACGCCGUGUGUGAGUACGUCAAUAAUGGCAAUGUCACAUCCAGCUUCAUACCUUUAGUGAAUCGUGGCGAUAACUCGUCAGGUAUGUCGUGUUAGCUUGAGUAAAGUAUACACCUGUAAAGAAACUGAAGCGUGUUUUGCGGUACAUUAGAUACAAAAUUAUAACACCUUCGUUAUGUAGCCAAAAAUAAAAUUUGCAGAAGUUCCAUGUGGAGAUUUUAUCAGGUAUAUACUAGAUUAUGCACAGAAAUUUUAAGCAGACGUUGUGUGAAUGUAAUGUGAAGAUUCAACUGAUUUAAGCCUCACUCUGUGCAGAACUAAUAUUUGUUACUUUCUUAAUCAGAUUCUGCAGCUUUUAUAUUCAGCCUUGACGUUUUUGAGAACUCUGAGCUAACCAUUCCUCUUCCCAGCGAAGUGAAGCUCAAUCAACCAUUGUUUUUCCGAGCUCAAGUGGAAACAUCAAGCGCUGCAUCAAACCUGGACCUCUUCCUCUUGCAAUGUAAUGCGUCAAAGUCGAACGACGCAAAUGUUCCGGGCCACGAUGUAGUCCUUAUUCAAAAUGGGUUGGUACCUUCUUGAAGUUUCCCAAAACAAAAGCACAAUGUAUUUUAUCAUCUACACCUCUAAAAAGUAUGAAAAUCCACAGAGCAACCUGAACUUUCAAGAACCGUCUCCAAUGGAAAUUGAACUUAAACAAAGCACGCGGCCAUUUUGAAUCUUUCAUUGCCGCCUGACCGCUAACCUGCGACGGAACAAAGUCUUACACAGCCUUCUUCUAUCCACUCAGGAUCAGUUUUAAUAACAAGGCCUUACAUAAAAAAGCAUUGUUGAAUCUAAUAAUUACUUGAAUGCGAAAACCGGUGCAGCGGCUGAUUGGGAAUGCGAUCACGUGAAGUCACGUUGCUGAGUUGUUUUCAAAAUGGCGGCGCUCAAGUCAAGCUUUUUUUUCAUUUUAUUUUUUAAAUUUUGGUCAGGUUAGUAUUUCUUAUCCCUAAUAUCAUUAAGACCAUUCUUUCCAUCUUGGAUUCAGAUGUGGUAACGAUACUGUCAGUCAAGACGCAGGUGACACUUUGAAUUACACCUGCGCAGUCGACAGCACGCAGGAAACCUUUCAAGUGAAUUCUUUCCGGUACUUUGGAGCUGAAGCCAACACUUUGGUCUAUGUGCAUUGCGAUCUUAAGGUGUGCCUUGCAGAUGCUACGGAUUCUACAUGUGAAUGCCCGUCUUUGGCUGAUUGCAACCCUAAUGCUCGAAAACGGCGAGCAGUUGAAGUUGAUGAAUCUGUGGUGUAUCGCGUCACGAUUGGUCCUUAUUAUUACAAGAAAGUAGAGAGAGACGACAAAGGUGAGUUAGUUUUCAUGACAUCGCGUUUGAUGCUGUUUUGCCCUCAUAUGGUGGUUCACUUUUCUAGAGCGUGGGACACCAAAAAAUUAUGAAUCGCCUUUAGGGAUUGAAACCUUAGAUUCUCGGCCAAUUUUUUUAGUCGAAGGGGUCACAUGCCUUUGCCUGGCAUACUUCAUAUUAAACAUGGAUGAAUUCUUUCCUCACGACAUUCCUUUUUUUAUUUUGUAACCAGAUCACAACGACAAGAAACCUGAAACAAGCGAAGAUAACUCUUCAUUUCAACUCAGUUUAAGCGUUGCCAUAGUUUUCUCAGUCAGUGGUGUCAUCAUAGUAUCAAUUAUAUCCCUUACCGUGUGCUUCAUUUCGCGCGGACGUCACCAGCGUUCUUCAAUCACCGAGUUGAACAAGUGACUUGAUCACAGUGUGAAAACGUAAAUGCCUCAGAGCCUUUCCCUCAAACUUUUUAUGUCAUAAUAUGAAGCAUAAAUCAAUUAUUAGAGAAUAACUAUCUAGGUUCAAUCUUUGUCGUUUUCACUGCAACGAGAAUUAUGCACGAUCAAUUUUAAAUGAUGGUAUUAUUUUUCUUUAUGGCCGUUGAUAUCCAAAAGAUGUGCACUCUGCUAAAGCUAUAGUAUUAAACCAUUCUUGUCAGGAUUUGCUGCUUAAUCUUUGGGUUGGAAAUAUCUCUUAAAGUCCCUCAUAGUAUUUAGAGAAAAUGGGGACAACAAUAAGAUGUUUAUAUUUGGCCCUCAUAGAAUUAAUGUUAGCCUCCUCAAAGGUUCACUAAAUGAUGAUGCAGUUUCGUUCAACCAUCGGAAAGGUAGUGGUCUUAAAUAUCAUCCAAAGGAAUUAACUAUGUCCUUUCUUUAGACUUCACGAUCAGGGUCAGGUUUAUUAGUCAGGCCGGUUAGUUUCAAGACCAAAAUGUUACAAUAUAAAGCUUCAACACCUAUAUUAAGUAAUUUUCACCAGCUUCUGCUGCUCCAAUUUACCAGUAGGAGAUAAUAACAUUACCAC
Molecule: messenger RNA, 38453 nt
Organism: Pocillopora meandrina
Lineage: Eukaryota; Metazoa; Cnidaria; Anthozoa; Scleractinia; Pocilloporidae
Source: the annotation of a GenBank genome assembly